AUCAAAAAUCACACUUUGUCAUGUCAUUAACUAAUCACACAUAUAUAUGUCAUUAACCAAUCAGAUUUGAGUAAUAGUUUGUUUGUAUGCGUAGAAUUAUCAGAUGACCUUGAUUUUGUGUGUAGUUAUGCAUUAGGUUUGCCAUUUUCUUUUGCGUACAUAUUUGGUGCUAUGAUUAAUACUAUUACUACUACGACAUAAGAAAAUAGUAAUGAGGCGGAGAAGAAACAGGGGGUAUGUAUGUCGAGUUUGUGAGAGAUACACAGAAUCAAUGACUGUGCCAAAUCAAAUAAAAUCACAAUGAUGAUGACGAUGACUGCAUUUUGUAGUUGUAGUGGAUUAUCAUAACUUCUCCAAUUGUUUCGCAAUAUUCUGUCUUAAUGUUGUAUGAUUUCUGCCAUAAAAGCAACAUUGAAUCAAGACUUUAAUAUUGAUUGGGAAUAUUAUAACAGAUAUGACAGUUGAAAAUCUUAAAAAACUUUUACAAAGUUAUGAUUUUGAAGAUUCUGGUGAUUUAAAUAAAACUGAAUGGAUAAAGCUAUGCUCACAUUCAACAAUCGAUUUAUCUAGUGAGUUAUCAUUAACUCUAUUCAAUGAACUUGAUAGAGAUAAAGAUGGAUUAGUUAAAAUUUCGGAUAUAUUACAAGAAUUACGUAUAUGGGAGGCGUCGAAUCAACAACUUGAAAAUGUUGGUCAUGAGAAAUCUAUUACUGACUUUAGAGAAGAAGGAAUUUCAGAAGAUGGAUUUAAUGCAACUAUCAGGACAAGUGAUAAUCAACAACAAACAACAGUUGUGUCAACAUCACAAAGUAGACAAAAAACAGUUAUCUUGGAAAGAAGAAAACAAAGAUGUUCACUGGUUCCGUCUGAAUUGAAUAUACCAAGUGAUGGAAAUGACCAAUGGUUGCCUAAAACAGAAAUUAAUCCAGACGGAUCUGAAGUUUUCACUACAACACCUAUCAUGAGAACGCCAAGAUACAGUAGUGUUUGUGAAUUGGAAAAUGUCAUUACACAAAAUUAUCCAGAGUUAAUGAGUCCAUUUAAAAUUGUUCUACAAGAUUUUCGUAAAGAACUUUUACACAUAAAAAGGGAAAAAUCGAGAUUAGAAGAAACAUACAUGAAGGAGAAAGCUGCACGUAAAAGUGAUUUGGAUAGAUUGGAAGGUGAACUGGAAUCACAGAUUAAAUCAAUUGAAGAACGCGCUAAAUAUGAAGUGCAUGAAAAAUUACAAAAUGAGUACAAAACAUUGGUCUGCAAUAAAGAGCAAGAAAUCACUGAAAUUCGAGAACAAGUUGAAAAUCUAAGACGCAAAAUCAGUCAUGGUGCUUCUACUCGCUGUGAUUCAAUGAAUAGUCCAAUCACUUUGAAAAAGUUUACAGAAAUAGUUGAUACAUCAAAUUGUUACUUCAAUGAGACGCAGUCGCCUACAAUUACAUCGAAUUAUUCUUGGGAAAAAGAAGAAGCUGAACAAAAAUCGUAUAAAAAAGAAUUGGAGAAUGUUUUGACUACGCUAAUUCAACGAGAAGCUGAGCUGAAAGCAUUAAAAGAUCAGCUGGCAAAACAAGAAGCACAAUUAACAAUAGAUAAACGUGAACUAAUUAGUCAAGAGGAAGAGAAACAGAAUCUUUAUUCUCAGCUGAAUGUUAUGCGAACAACAAUGGAACGGUUAAAUCAAACCAACGACUAUUUGUGUACAGCUUUACAUCAAGGAUCACUUCUUCGACAAAGCAGAAAUUCACCAUCUAGUAUCUUCUCAGAAUUUUUGGAACAAAGUGAUAAUAAUGAAAGUUUUCCAACUGGAAGUCGGAUAUCUCCUGUCAUCACAUUUCCCCUUGAGCAGUACGAAUUCGACAGUUUAGAAGAUGUCCUACCAGCCCAACAACAGCAACAGCAUCAACAACACCAACAUCAACACCAACAACAAAAUCAUCCACGGCAUGAUUCAACAUGUCGACGAUCAGAUUAUUCAAGUGAAAAUGUCAGUAGUAUCAGUGCUUUUAAUUAUGACAAGAAUGAAUUCCCUACUCCAGAGAGUAAUAACAUUGAAAAUGUAGAAGAUGGCAAUGAAGUAGACGAACAACAGAAACAAUUGUCUCUAUCACUUACACCAACACGUAUCUUCAAAGUGAUAAUGGUAGGCGAUUCAGGUGUUGGUAAAUCCAGUUUCUCUUAUCGAUUCUGUGAUGGUGUAUUCUAUCCACAUUUAAGAGCUACUCUGGGAGUUGAUUUCCGUACAAAAAACAUUCGAAUGAAUAAUUCAGUUUAUACUAUUCAAUUGUGGGAUACUGCAGGACAAGAAACAUAUCGUUGUAUCAUCCGUUCAUAUUUCCGAAAAAUUGAUGGUGUAAUUUUAAUGUACGCUGUAGAUCAACCUGAAACAUUUGCAAAUGUUAAAUACUGGAUGGAAACCAUCAGAGAAUGUGUGAGUGAUGUUCAAGUCCCAAUUCUUCUUGUUGGAAAUAAAAUUGACUUACGCAAUACGAAAAGUAAAGAUGAUGUUCAGCAAGAAAAUAAUAAUAAACCUCGUAAUUAUAUCUCAUACGAAACCGGCAAACACCUAGCCAGUCUACAUCAAGUUUUAUUUAUUGAGACUAGUGUGCUAAGCAAACACAACGUCACUGAGGCUAUUGAAUUAUUGACACAAGAAAUGAAACUAAUCGAAGAUAAACAAGUUGCCGGUGUCACAAUAAUCCCUUCAAUGAAAGAUUUCAAUUCUGGUGUUAGAAAGAACAAAACAAAUAAACAACUAUCCUGUUGUAUAUAGUUGAUGAGUACGCAUCCGCAUCCGCACACACACACACACACACACCCAUACACACAUACACACACAGAGUAAUACAAACACUAGCACAUACAACAUAUAUCUGUCCACAUGUAGUACAUUUAAUCAUGUGUAUUUCCUUUGUAAAACAAUACAUCACAGUGUCAAUUAUGAUCAGUGGGCUAUACGAGGGGAGCUUGUGGGUGGGGGGGUGGGGUUUAGGCAAAAUAUGCGUGACAUUCAUCAUCAUUCAUAUUCAAUAAACAAUCAACAAUGAAGGUAACACUGAUAAUAUUAGAAAAUAUUUAAAGGUGAAAAAACAUUUCACUCAACAAAAACUGUUGCUUUUAUUUCAAUUUGCUUAUCAUUGUUUAAUAAGUGAAAUGAUUGAUGUGGAUAGAGAGAUAGAUACAUAGAUAGAUAGAUCGAGGUGCUAGCUAGGUAAGGAAGGUCCAAGCAUGCCUAUCUCAUUUAUCGUCUAUCUAUCUACCUAUCUAUCUAUCUAUCUGUCAUUUACCCACCCAUCUACACAAAAAUACAAAAAACAAAAAAAAAUAGAAACAAAUCAACAAAGUCAAAUGACAUUCAUCAAAACAGUUUCUUCCCCGGUUUCUCAACAAACCUCUAACACACACACACACACACAAAACCAACAACAAACAAAUAAAUAAAUAAGCAAUAUAAAACUUACAGAAUAAUUUCAUCCUUUUUUAUUUACCUCAUAUUCAUCUUGUUAUUGUGUUUUGAUCACGUAUAUUUUCCUGGUUAACUCCACAUUUUUCGCUUUUUUUAUUCUGCUUCUUCUUUUUAUGAUCUCUAUAUCGGAUAUGAUAUGCACCAUAACAAUAAGCCUGACAACAGAACUACUACUACUAUCUCACACACUAGUUGACAGUUCAUCUAAUUAUUCAUAUGUGUGUCUGCGUGUGUGUGCGUGUGUGUGUGUGAGUGAGUGUGCCUUUUCAACUGUCUAAUUUUCCACUUUUCAGUUAUUCUGUUUGUUUGUUUGUUUGUUUGUUUGUUUGUUUGUUUGUUUCCCAUCCCCCCUCUCGCUCUCUCUCUUCACUGGUUAUCAGUUUUCCAACAGCAGAAUUAUUUUUGUCAUAUCAUCUAUUUUUUUCUCUACUAAUUACUUGCCUUCGUGUUGAAUUUCAUCGUCAUCAUGGUGAUAAUAAUAAUAAUAAUAACACUAAAAAAAUGCAUUACAUAGCU
Messenger RNA from Trichobilharzia regenti, 3973 nucleotides. The record is from the annotation of a GenBank genome assembly. Lineage: Eukaryota; Metazoa; Platyhelminthes; Trematoda; Strigeidida; Schistosomatidae.